Messenger RNA from Pollicipes pollicipes, 1333 nucleotides. RefSeq names its product DNA replication complex GINS protein Psf3 (gene Psf3). Gene Ontology annotation, biological process: mitotic DNA replication initiation. Lineage: Eukaryota; Metazoa; Arthropoda; Thecostraca; Pollicipedomorpha; Pollicipedidae. The record is from RefSeq and is a predicted model, not a curated record. Gene Ontology annotation, cellular component: GINS complex.
UUCUGUGUUGUGGCCGUGGGACUCUAUUGACAGUUACAAGUCGGUGCGUUCAAUCGAAUCUGGUUGAUGUGUUAAACUAAACUUUAUCCCACAAUUAGUUGUUACUUUUAUAUUGCGAGUAUGGACUUAUGCCGAUCAUAUUCACCUGACUGUUUCUCCUUGGAUGACAUUCUUGCCUCGAACGCCAAUGUUUCCUGCAAGUUUCUGGAGGAAACUAAACAUCUAGGCUUCCUCGACUCGUCCGGCCAGCACGAGGACGUGCCGGCCAACGCCAAGCUGGAGCUGCCGCUGUGGCUGGCGCACCUGCUCAACGUCACCACCUACAAGCAGAUCGUCAGCGUCAGCCUGCCCAAGCUGUACCGGCAGACGCACAGGACGAUGCUGGACGCUGGAGCGGAGGUGGUCAAUUUGCACUCGUGGGGGCCGCACUUCUACGAGACGGGGCGCCACCUGCUGCGGCUGAGGCAUGGCGAGGGCCCGGCCAUCGCCUCACGCUGCGCUCUCGACUGCGGCCCAUCAUGGACGCCUCCAUGAACCUUACGGCCGACGACAUGACGCCGGUCACAGCGACACUGGACGAGCUGGAGCGCACGCUGUUCGCGGCCGGCCAGGCCAGCACGCGUCGCCACGAGCGCUGGAUGCGCCGCGAGACGGCGCAGAUCACCACCGACCGCAACGUCAUGAACUACCGCAAACGCAAGGCGGCGCACAUGGAAGCUUGAGUGUCGAUUUCCGCCGAUAGGUGGCAGUGGUGAAAGUGCUGCGAAGGUGCCUUAGAGGUGCGUUCGCAUUGGCGCAGGGUUUGCUGGUACUGUGAUGUGGUGCGGUGUCCAUUGCCAACGUUGGCAUAUGUGAACCCCGACAAGCAGUGAACUAAGUAGACUCAUUUUGCAAAAGUGGUGUAUUACUGAUAGUUGAUUUGAUGACAUCCAGGGGAAUUCAUUUUGAAUCCUGUUCACGGUUUCCAACCCUCCCCAGAUGCGCGUUUUCCUCAGAGCCACUGAAAGAAAGACCUCGUGGGCAUCCUGCUAUCUCAAAACCGUCAUCGCGCGCCCGGAUGGACCGGUUGAAUACCCUUCGCUCAGGUCCAUGGAAGGCUUGACUGUCCUGGUCCGGACGGAUUGCACGGUACCUUUUUCACGAAGUGUUUUGGCAGGAACUGGACACCAUAGUCUGUGGUGCUGUCGGGAAGUACACGAGUAUGCCCACAUUCCACCAGACCUGCAGAAAAGGCGUAACAAUCCUCAUCCCGAAGAAAGGCAUAAAUCAGAUCCCGCGAAUGUAGAUGGAAGAUCAAAAUGGGUCGACGAUUUGAAUAAACAAGGCCAAGUCA